Aspergillus melleus is the source of this 2313-nucleotide messenger RNA. RefSeq names its product Zn(II)2Cys6 transcription factor. The transcript has 2 exons. The record is from RefSeq and is a predicted model, not a curated record. Lineage: Eukaryota; Fungi; Ascomycota; Eurotiomycetes; Eurotiales; Aspergillaceae. Gene Ontology annotation, molecular function: DNA-binding transcription factor activity, RNA polymerase II-specific; zinc ion binding; DNA binding. The coding region runs from base 1 to 2313 and encodes 770 amino acids. Gene Ontology annotation, biological process: regulation of DNA-templated transcription; DNA-templated transcription.
AUGAGUUCCCACACAUCGGCACCUCCGCCGUCGGACGAGCCCGCCGCCAAGCGACGAAAGCUCCGCAAAGGCACUAGUAGCUGCUGGGAAUGUAAGCGACGGAAGACGCGAUGUUCGUUUGCUUCGGCGCGGGAUGCCAUGUGCGUCGGAUGUCAGGGUCGGGGCACUACGUGCGUCAGCCAGGAAUUUCCCGAGAAGGUGGCUCCGAGUAGUCGAGGACGGCAGAUGGGGAAUCGGAUUGAGCGUGUCGAGGCGUUGAUUGAUCGGUUGGUUAGAAACAGGGCUGGGGGUGAGAGUGUGAUGGUAGAUGACGAUGCAGGUGAUGGUGAGCAGGAGGGUCCGACGACUUUCUCAAGGGAUGAUGAGCCAGGGGCGGUGUUGGCGAUGAUCGUGGGGACGGCGGAAACACCUAAUGCCGUACAAGGUGAUAGGGCUUCAGUUGUCCAUGAGCCAUCGGGAAGGCCGGGACCCUCUUUCGCGUCGAAAUAUGCGAAGCUUUCGCAGGCCCUCUACGAUGCACUCCCAUCCAAAAAGGACCUAGAUAUUCUAUGGAAAACGGGAGCACAUGUAUCAAUCAAUUUUCACCUGGUGAUGAUGACUCCAUACACGGAAAUGGAAAAGAACGGCCUCGAUACCUCCGGGGCACUCCUGGACGUCCCACCACCCGAUACGCAUCCGGUGUUGCUAGCCCAUUACUUCUUUCGCAUUGCGACUGUUCUACAGUACCUCGAUCCAGAGUCCCAUGGACAGCUGAAGGAACUGUCCGAAUCGCCCCGGGCUAUGAUGAGCAGGCUGGCGGAUACUGCCAUCAGCUUAGUAACAACGCACGACGAGCUGCUAGGCACGGUCGAAGGGCUUGAGGCCGUAAUGAUGGAGGGAAUUUAUCAGGCAAAUUGUGGAAACCUACGGCGCGCCUGGAUCGCAUUUCGUCGUGCCAUGGGGCUGGCCCAGCUGAUGGGCAUGCAUCGAACUAAAUGCCCGCCGCUUAAGGUCAUUGAUCCACAGACACAUCGGAAGUUCAAUGCGCAGCUCCUCUGGUAUCGGAUCGUCUAUACUGAUCGCUUCUUCUGCUUGAUGAUGGGGCUUCCACAGGGCUCUCUGGACCGGAGUAUGGCAUCCGAGGCAGCCCUCGCGAACGACACGCCUAUAGGUCGCUUGGAACGAAUUCAUUGCGUGAUUGCGUCUCGCAUUCUCGAGCGCAAUGACUCCAAUUCGGGGGCAUAUAGCUUCGCUAAAACGCAAGAGAUUGACCUUCAGUUACAGGAAGCGGCCAAAACCAUGCCCAGCAAAUGGUGGCUGGCACCUAACCUGGCCGCUGCUGCAUCGGCCGUCGGGACUGAUGAUCAAGCUGUGUUUUGGGAAAUGCUGCGGCUGGUUAACCAGCUUUACCACUUUAAUCUGCUCAAUCAACUCCACCUCCCUUUUAUGCUGCGCUUCACUGCUGCCGAACGACGUCUUGAUUACUCACAGGCAACAUGCGUGAACGCCUCUCGUGAAGUACUGUCACGGUUCAUCACUUUCCGCAGCUUCAAUCGCGUGGCAUACUGCUGUCGGGCUGUGGAUUUCUUCGCGCUGACAGCUGCAUUAAUACUUCUUCUCGCGCAUCUGGACGGCCACAGAAGACGCCAUGCUCCGCAGGCCGAAGACUCUCAGAAUCCCAGUGGCAUUAGCAGUAAGGGUGACCUGAACUUCUUGGCUCAUCAACGCCUUAGCGACCGUGCAAUGAUGGAGCAGGUCGUGGAAAAUAUGGACCAAAUCGGCCAGGUAAGCAUGGACGCCGUCAGCGAGAGAAGCGCCGGUCUGCUGCGUCGACUUCUCGUAAUGGAAGCAGACGCAGCCGGGGGGAGGCCUUACAGCACACAGAGCGAGUGUAUCUCCGAGGCGUCCCCGGAGGAACAGGAUGAGGUGGAUGUCGUUCGCAUCUGCAUUCCAUACUUCGGGACUGUGCGAGUGGCGCGCGAGGGUGUCGUUUCGAAAGAAACGCCGCCUGGGAUGUGGACGCUGGCGACGGAUUUGGCGAUAGAUGCUGGUCAUCGGUCACAGCCUGAGGCCGGACAUUUGGAUACCCUGGGGUCUGCGCCGAAUAUGUCGCAAACACAACCGCAAUACCAGACUUUUGAUGGCAUUGCGCCGCAACAGCCUCUCCCUACUUAUACACCGCAACAACGCCUGGUCAAUGACUUGUAUCCCGGGAUGACAGCCGGGGCAAAUGAUUGGGCCUUCCAGGGCGUCGACAUGGCGUUUUUUGAUAGUUUGAUGCAGGGAUCUAUGCGAGAUAUUCCGGACUGGGGACAUGAAGCUAUGCUCAAUUAG